UCUUCUGGCUCAACUUCUGCAGAAGCUGUUUUGGGUCCGCUGCUUGGGUCAAGUGUUGUUAUUCCUGCUGAUGUGGCAAGUCUGAGAAAGGAGGCGAAGAAACGACAGAGAGAAUUGAACGACUUGCGUGAUCGAUGGUGGAACCGCAAAGACGAUAUGUUGUGUUCGGAUUUAGAACAAAACGAUACUAGUAUCGUUCCACCUCCUCAAGCCGAGCCGGAAGCUGGUGUAGCAAACAUGAGUAAAAUUAUAAGGCUCAGCUUUCAUUGGUCACUGAGGUUGGUCACUGAGAUCGAAGGGGCCCCCUUCAGAGAACAGGGGAAAACAAAGGGAGAACAAGUAGAGGGGCAUGUGGCUCUUUUCUUUCCGCAUCAGUGACCAAUGAAUGUCGACGUUUAAGUAAAGAUGAGCAAGAAACAAGGAUUGGUCUUCCUCCUAGUCCAGCUCCAGAAGAGGAUAAGUUUCAUGGCCGUGAUGGGAGUGAUGUACAAGAACUUGUUAGUGACAACACCAAAACCAACGAGUUCCAGGAAGCAACAACCUGGAGAGCACAGGAAGAGGAGGAAACAAACGAACUGGGAGCAAUUGCCCAGGAUCGUAUAACAAGCGACGAUGUGAAUAACCACAACAUUGAUCAAUUUCAAGAUAAAAACCCGAACCAGCCGCGUGCACGUAGUAGAAGAACAGUUGCUCCAACAAGACCUCAAAUCGAUUUCGCUCAUAAAGGGUGGAUGCGAUUGAGGGAAGUGAAUUCCCCUGAAGGGUUGGAAAUGAGCCAGAUAGACAGUGCAGUCGGAGGUCUGGUGGUCUUAUGGCCCUGUACAGCUCAUCUUGGAUUCUCGAAGCUCAGGAACAGGAUGAAUGUUGAUUUGUAGUUAAAUCAACAAUGGAGGUAGCCGUAGCAAGAGAGCUGUAGAAUUCAGUCCCUCUAAUUUUUGUCGACGCACCCGAUGCAGACAAGAAAGACGAUGUCGCUGGUCCAUCAGACGAACAAGCAGGUUUAGGAGAACAAGUUUUGAAUCCCGGUCCAGAAAACGUUAACGUAGUUCCAAUUGUUCCUGAGCACGAACAGGACCAGGAUGAUGACGAAAUCGAAAGAGAACAACGACUGGAAUAGAGUUCUUCAUAUUCAACAGUCAAGUGCCAAAAUCGUACACUUGUGUUGCCCUAUUUUUUCGAGAGAAGUUUCAUGAUAUUUAUCACCAAGCAGUAGGAGUAAGCAGCUUUCAUGAUUGUACGAGUGAACGACCGAGUGAACAAGAUGAGGUAGUACCUCGUAAUAGUAUCCCGUGUGAGUCAUAUUGAGGAGUAUCCAACCAUGUAGUUCUUGAUCUUGAUGACGUCACAUUUUUGCCGAAGAAAUGCUCUUUUUCAUCUCUGCUUCUCGUUCCCCUGAAGAAGUAAUAUCUGUCGCACCUGU
Messenger RNA from Amoebophrya sp. A25, 1420 nucleotides. The record is from the annotation of a GenBank genome assembly. NCBI's taxonomy places the organism in Eukaryota, Dinophyceae, Syndiniales, Amoebophryaceae.